Aedes albopictus (Asian tiger mosquito) is the source of this 14883-nucleotide messenger RNA. RefSeq lists its product as uncharacterized. Gene Ontology annotation, biological process: cell-cell adhesion. Lineage: Eukaryota; Metazoa; Arthropoda; Insecta; Diptera; Culicidae. The record is from RefSeq and is a predicted model, not a curated record. The transcript has 10 exons. The coding region runs from base 1957 to 6504 and encodes 1515 amino acids. Gene Ontology annotation, molecular function: protein binding.
CGGGUACGGCGCCGCCGCAUUUGUUCGUGUCGGAGGAGCAGCAUCAACGCCAUACAUGCCUACCGAAUAGGUUUGCUAAUAAACCAAGACAGAGGCCGCGCGUUCCGCGGCGCGUAUACGCGACACAGAAUCAACCAACACAAGCGCCACACUGAACCGAUCCUCAGUUUUCGGUCGGUCGCCUUAGUGUUGAGACGUAAUUUACGCAUUUAUGAAUGGUACCAACCUACCUACCUACCAAUCUACCAUCCAGCCUAGUGGAAGAACUGCUGGAGAAGUACUCCCGGAAUAAACAGCAUAUAAUGGAUGAUGGAUACAAAAACAGCAGAAGAACAGAACCAUCAUUAAAGUUUCGAUCGCAAAGUGUUUUUUGAAUAGUUGAUGCUAGAAAUGUCGGUGAAUGGUGUGGAAAUCCAAAAUAUAGUAUAGUAUCGCAGGAGCGGUGUGUGUAAACAUAAAAUCGAUAUUUUCGGAUCCCUUGGCCCCUGCUGCUGGGAGGUGUGUGCAAAUUAAGGCAAAGCAGAGCGAGGAAGCCAGGAAAGGAUUGGAUCUAUGGAUUUUUGCGUGCAAAUCUAGAUAUGGUGGUUUGAUAUGUACCACUGUAUUGGUCCAAAUCGGAAUACCUUUCGGGAUCGAGAAACUAAUAAAGCGAGGAAAACGAGGAAUUUCAUAACAUAGAUGCGCGCUUCUUCCAUUAUUGCUCUAGGAGAGGCUGUAGUGUGUUGUGUAUAGUUGUUGGAUGACGAUAAUACACAUUUAGUGGAGCGCUUUCUGGAAAUAAGAAGCAGAACAAGCUUUUGCUUCAGUGUGUCGUACAAGUGUUUGAAAUUUAAAUUGAUAGAAAUAGUCUGCAGAAGUGGUCUAAUUUGUGUAUCGUAUAUAUAAAUAAACAUAGCCACGGGGAAAAUUGAGAUAAGCAACUAGCAGUCUGGCAAAAAUCGUAUUUAGUGUUUGUGCAGAUCAUAGUCACCGGGUGUUUGCGUUUACCUUUCCCCGUCUGGCCUGCUGUGUCUAGAAGAAGAAAUAUCAUAUUCAUGGAGUAAAAAUUCUGAGCUGCGGCGGCCUACUGCCAUUGGGAAUACAGCAGGAAAACGCAAAGCAAAGCAACAGAGAGCUCUAGCUCCACUCCACUCGCAGCAACACCGCCGAUGAAGUGAUUCAUAUGUAAAAGAAGAAACGACCAGGAAAAAAGUUUUCGUGUGUUUGGGGAAGAAUCGCUAUUUAUGGUAUUCGUACAUGCAAGCGCACUUGUCAGGAAAUAAGCGAAUAAUAAUUAGAGAAGGAAGGAAUUCAAAUUAGGUAAUACUACCACACCACCGGCCGCCGCUAGUUAGUGCAAAGUGUAAGCAACAAUGAUGAUGGUUGGAAAAAAGCAUCGAAAAAAGUGAUUCCUUCGAAUAUUAAGAGAGUGAAAAAAAAAGAGUUCAAAAUUGCAAACCAAAACACACCGGCGCGCUUCCUCCCACCAAAUGAGCCAACUCUGUCGUGUGCGCCGCGCUGCCAAACAUCGCCGCCACCACCACCAAAUCUUCGGGUAGAACCAAAAUCCAAAUGGUCAAACAUUUUUAUGGCGCUGUUAUUAUUUCGAUUCUACCUUGUGUUUGCGAUAGGAUUACUCUGGCUGAAUGGAUUCGCAGUUUUAUCAGGUAAAUGUCAUUCUUCCUCCGGAGCAUUAACUGCGCGCUGUAGUAGCGCCAUAAAGUGUUGUGCAUCUUACUGUGAGUAUUCUUGGUCGUCGUCGUACAUAAUUGGCACUCGGCUGCCCCAUCAUCCCACAACAUCAAGCAAGCGUCGACAGUCUCUGCCUUCGUUAACGAAGCUGGCCCAGACCGACUUCGGCUCACGGUGUCCCCGCCGUCACACGUAAUUAUAACGGCGACCAAAAACACUCCCGUCUACCUGCCAUGCCACGCCGAAGCCGAUAUCGACCCCAACGAUUGGGGCGCCGACUCGGAUAUGGACGCGGACCAGGACAUGGACGAUAUCGAGUACGAGACCAAUGUCAACGAAGAGGUGGACAUCCUGAAUCCACCGAACCUCGAACGGCAGGGAUUCUACGAAGACUCGCUCGACCUCCAUAAUCUGGCGCAUGAAAAUAUCGACCCCAAUGGCCAUGGCAACGAUCUGGACGAGGAAGAGGACGAAGAAUAUGACGAGGAUGAGCAGUCAAGUCGGUAUCGGCGGUCGGCUUACGGGCGCGAUGAGCUGAUCGAGUACGUGUGGUAUCGGAAUGGGUUAGAAUUUUUCAGUACGGCGUUCCAGAACCAAAAUCACAAGCAAACGCACAAGGGGUUUCGCCUGUUUCCAAAUGGGACACUCAAGAUACCGUACAAUCGUCAAAUGAGUAACAUCUCGGCCGGAGUCUAUCGCUGCAGGGCAAACUUGACGCGGCACGGAAGUGGAUCGAUUCUUUCGACUGAAAGUGUGGUGACUAUAGCAUAUUUGGAACGAAACAACUUACUGAUUUCCGACAACAACACCAUUAUGAUCAGUACCCAGAAGCCAUUAGUACUGCAUUGUCCGUUCGAUAGCCAUCCGCCGGCGAACAUCACCUGGAUAGUGAAUAAAACCCAAAUAGUCAUCAACAACUACGCAACCGGGCCGCAUGAGAACAGAUUCUAUCAGUUGCAAAACGGAAGCCUGCUGGUGACUGAUAUACGCAUGUCGGAUGCUGGCCGUUACCGAUGCAAUGCUACGAAUAACUUUUCCGCGAAAACGCUUCGUAGCUAUGGAUACGUCGUCGCAGUACAAUCACCAUCCACUUCUGGUUCUGUAUCGGAUCGAUUGCUUCCAAGGAUGCAGCCACAAAACAUAAGCAUCCGAACGGGAUCCACUCUCAAACUAAACUGUGCCGGUGAGAACAAUCGUCCCCGGUGGACGUUUACCCCACGGCAAAGCAAAAUACCGAUAAAUCUAGUGAACUUUACGUAUCAAUUGUUCUUCACCAACGUGUCUGUUGAGAAGCACGAAGGAAUAUACAACUGCUCUCUCGGUACCGAUUUUCAACUGUACAACGUAAUGGUGCUGGUGCCACCGAUGUUCCUCAACAAUAUGACCUCAUAUACGACAUCGGUAGUUGCUUCCAUGUCGUUUAAUUGCAGCGCUAGUGGGAAUCCUCCUCCGAAAAUCACGUGGUUCAAAAAUGGGCGGGAAAUCAAGAAUAGCUACAUCGUACACUUCAACUAUCCAAUUCUACGGAUUAACACCAUUGAUCCGGACGACGAGGGUCUGUACCAGUGCAUCGCCAAAAAUGAAGCCGGAGAAGCGAGCGUGUCGAUGUAUCUUUCCAUAAGGGACAAAGACCGAUACAGGCGUUUAUCGCGUCGACCGGAGAACAUCCAAUGUUUCCCAAUCGAUACGUCCAGUUUGUAUGUUCGCUUCGAGCGGGGCUUGCAGCACGUCAACACGGACUACGCCAUGUACUACCUCGCCUCGGGUAGUCCUUACAGUUGGUACAGUUCGCCGCCGACGCAGCUUCUGACCAAUAACAGCCUGAAGAUAACCGGACCAAUGGUGGUUCCAUUUCGGAACUACACUGUGUAUCUGCGAACGUGUGCAGUGACCAAUGUCCCGGAUGCGGAGAAUACUGGACCAGCCGGCAAGAAGCAAGUCAUUCCGUCGAAGCUUUCCAAAGGAGUGCAGUGUACUUCGCAAGGAGUUCCGGUUUUGUCCAUAUUUUUCUCCAACGGAAUUUUCAUGUGGUGGCCUCGGUUUGGCGGCGUAGAGCCAACUGCCUACACUAUCCAGCUGAAGCACAACGACACCAAAACUCUUCCGUUUGACGCACAGCGCGUUAAUGGAACCACUCAGAUCCUGGACGACUACAUAACCCACGAGGAAGUGCAGCCCCUGCUGACGGCAAUUGACAUCACCGUGAGGCAAACGCGCGAAAAUGUUCUAGAGGAAUCGAUGGGCAAAAAACGACGACGCAAACGCCGCCGCCGAGCCUUCGAUAUGGUGGGACGGGAUCGGAAGCAAAUUUUCGAAUCACUGACCGGCACCCAACUGGAUUUGGAAGUGGCCGGAACAAACGUGGGCGUCGCAGGGCAUCACGACAAACACGAAACGAGAUACCGUCAGGUGCUGAUCACCGAAAUCAAAGUUCCCGGUAAUGUGACGGGCGUUUUCAUUCCGAACACUAGCAGCCUGAGCGUGCGCAUUCUGGGAUCCGUGACGGCAGAUGGGGAACCCCUGCAGCAAGAUUUGCAUUACAUUCAAUGGAAAACGAUUGAUUCAUCCAUUCGUCGGCCCGAUGCUGUCAACCGGUUCCAAACAAACCACGUCGAUGCCCGUAGUGUCCAGUUUACGUGGAGCCGCUUCAUUGCGACCGACCUCGUCAACAAGUGUCUCACGUUGUGCUACAAGAACGUCAAUCAUGACGUUUUCAUACGCGGAGGCUCCAACAGGAUCAACUGUGUGAACAUACCGAAGGACGCCACGCACUAUAAUCUGGUAGGUCUACUGCCAUUUACGGCGUACAAAGCUUUCCUGAAGCCUUGCCAUUCCAAGGAACCUAUCAGCGAUGUAUUGGACUUUCUGACGAAGCAAGAUGUUCCCGGCCCCGUUACUAAUCACAAUUUGCUGCGCAAAGAUGGUAUCACGCUAACGUGGGGUCCACCGGAGAAUAGGAAUGGUCUCCUUCAGGGAUAUAUGAUUCAGUGGAUCGACAAAGACAACGUAAAUCAUUCGACGAAUCUCACGAUCGAUGCAAAUCACUUUACAUUUCCGAACGUAUCGACGGAUGAUAAGAUAAACAUUUCUAUCAUGGCAAUUGGCAACACCGGAGUGGGCAUACCGAUUUACGUAAAAAUGUUAAAUCACGUCGUGGACAUAGUUGAACCCGAGGCAGAAGAAUACUUUCCGUGGAUCGAAAUUGGUAUUGGUGCGUUUACAAUCAUAUGUCUUCUUUUGUUUUGUUGUCUUCUGGCAAUACAUCGGAAAAACUGCAAAAAAGCCCAUCGGAAUCAAGCCGCAGCCAGCGCUAAUGCGCCAAUGCAGAUGCAUUCCGUUAAUUGUAAUGCCGACAUUCACGAAAUGCAAACCCUCAUUGGAACCUCAGAACAACUACCAGUAUUAGUACCGAACGGAAAAUACAGACAACCCGAACCUCAAAUACCGGCCAAUCAUCAGCAAUCUGUGAAUACUUUCGGAAGUGUUCGACUAUCUCACGCCAACGCGAACCCUUCCAACAACAAUCCAGAAACUCAAAAUGGCAAAUCUCACCUCUUACCCCCGAACAAAAACGGGCUUGUACAAAAGGCAACCAUUUCUUCCUCAACCGGCACCGGUCUACUUCCACCCCAGCAGCAACUCGCGUUAUCCUUACAUGUUUUAAGCAGCAAAGUACCGCUUAAAUCUUUUUUGGAAGCAAACAGCAGUAGCAAGAACCACGACGUGGAAGCGGAACCAACUCAUAGCGCCACUAAUAGUAAUAGUAUUUAUCGUAGAACCAAUAGUAGCUAUCACAAUAACGAUGAUCCAGGCUAUAACGUAAGCGGUGGAAGCGCAACACAACACAUAACCUUCAAUACGGGUGAACCAAAUCAAUCGCAACCGAUACAUUCCUAUAGACCAACCGCCACCACUCUCGCUACUGUUGCACCUACCAUAAUGGCCACGGGCGCCAUCAGUUCAACCUCUGCGGAAAAUGUGCCAAGUUCUGCAGCUACCUCGACAUCGCUCUCGUCCGCAUCGAACAUUUCGACCACCUCGAACGGUUCCUCGGCGAUGUCAUCCUCUUCUUCCUGUUCAGUACAUUCUCAGCAGCAACCGCAUCCUCAACAGCAGCAACCUCAACAUCGGACCGUCAGGUACGGCAGCAGCAGCAGCAGCAACAACGGCACGACGCCACCAGUAGCAGGUGACGGUGUCGAUCUUACCUGUGCUGCAGCAGUACGGAUUACGGAGAAUCCACAGUAUUUGAAGAACAAAUCGACACCGGGAGGAUACCGCUCUCCAGCUGCCGUACUGAACACUUCACUCUUCGAUAGUAGCCAACGUAGAUUAUUAGAUUUAACAAUAGAUAGUAAUAGUAUAGAACCGUACGACGAUGAUGUAACUAACUGUGAUCAAAACGACGAUGCUAACCAAUCAAAUACCUCUACCAACAACCUCCUGAGCACCGAGUGCUCUCCCCAACAACCGCACCACCACCACCACCAACAGCAGCAGCAGCUCUCCGUACGAAUGCGGUUAGCUCCCGCGUCCGGGAGCGACCUGCACGAAGCGGAAUGCAACAAUAACGAGCAACACCGAGGAGCAGCGGCAGGCUUCCAUAGCGACUGCCUUCGGUUACCGCCCAUUCACCGGCAGCAAUUGCUCAAUUCCAGUGGCGCUCCUUGUGAGAUCGCCGAUCCUGACGAGGAAGGCGAUCUGGACCACCUGGAAGACCUGGACAACUCUUCGUCACUGUUGAACGAGAGUAGCCUGAGCACGAAGCCCCUCCACCAACAGCAUACCUCCAGUUGGAACUUUCGGCGACCCAUUGUCGGGCCGAACGGUUAGUUACGCCACCACAGUCGGCUAGACCACUAUCACCAGCAUCAUCAGCAUCAUUAUCGUCUUCGUUAUCGUUCAUUAGCAGCACACUCAUCCGAACGAUUGUUUCGAACAUGUGAUCACCAUCAAUAUAGGAACAAAGUAAGAUGACCCAUUCGCAUGCACUAAUUAAUUAUCUAUAUUAUAUCUCAACCAUACUUUGGCUAAAUGGAAAACCUUUAUAGAUAAGAGGAAAACCGCGAUCGAAACGAACACUACUAUUCAGAUAGAAAGAGAGAGAUGUUUUUAUUUUAUUUAAAUUCUAAAUUCUAUAAAUUAAUAAGAUUCGAUCGAAAUGAGAAAACAAUAUUGAUUGAACAAGAGGCUUCUUCUUUUACCUACCUAUCGGAACAUUUGCGGAUAUUGCGCGUUGUAUGGUUAAGAGUUGUAAACAUGUUUGGUGAAGUUUUUUAUAAGAGAAGAAAAUGGUGUACCCAUCAUAUCCGCGCGCGCGCAAAACCCGCGACGGAAGUUAUUUGCGUUUCUAAAUUCCAAAUCUCAACUGCUUUUGCUUCACGCCAAAUCAAAAACCUUUAUCAUCUAACACCAUACAGAAUACGGUCGGUCAUUGUCAAAAGCGGAGGAGAAUUUACUGGACACGGGGUUUUCAGUGCGUUGUGAAUAAGUUUUUCUAUAGGAGUUCUAUAGGAGCUACCAAGAGGUGUAGCUCCGUGUACAUGUCACAACAAUAUGUCGUUUUUUUACUUUCUUUUAAUGAGUUUUUGUAUUUAGAAGUGUUCACCCUUAGUUGUAAAACUGAGCGCGCUUGCUGUGCAUUACGCAAAAGUGGUGCCAAAACUCCCCUUUGAAGCAUCCACAAACACCUCCUAAUCGCUGCUUGACGAAGAAAGCAACUUUGUCAAAAUUCUCAAUAUCCAAGAGAAAUCCUAAAGAAAAUUGAGUCAAUAUCUAAUUGUACACCCAAACAACUUUGAGUGAAUGCUUUCUCGAUAUCGUAAAGUACUUUAUGUAAAAAAAUCAUAGUGGAAUAAUCUUCCAGAUUGGUUCACAUGAAGAGGCACGUUUGCUAUAUAAACAUCACGGAUGUGAUGAUCGCAUUGUUCUAAGCAUUUCAGAAGGAAAGAGAUCAAACUGAUAUAGGUCUGAAACUCUUUGCUUCUUCAUACGAUGCACGAUUCACGUUUGUACUCUGUAGUAAAACGGCAAACAAGUUUCUUUUUUAAACAUGUUUGAAAUAAUAAAAUCAAUUCUUAAGUAAAAUAGAAUAAAGUCCAUGUGCCCAGAAAGAAUUGAAAGGAAUAAAGCUAUUUAGUUUCCACUCAAUCGAUUCUAUAGUUACAAUACUCCGCGCCACUAGAAAAGACAUCAGGUUCACUUGAAAAUAUAAUAUCCACACAUUCGGGGAAGUGUGUGCUGAUCAAGCAUUCCAGAACUUCCUUAUCAGAGGAAGUGGAAUCGCCAUGUGGCGAACAAAGUUCGUUCACUCAGAAAUUCUUAGAUUUCCCAAGUAUUUUGUUCAACCAACUGACUUUACUCAAACUGGAUACAUUUGUACAGAGAUUUUUCCAACCGGAUCGUUCAACAGGCCGAAGAACUUCCUUGUAGAUCUUGCGAGCUGACCUGAAAGCUUACGAACCACCCGAACGUCGUCUGUUCCAACUCUUUCUACAUAGACCGCAGAGGGCAAGCUUAUUUAAAAGCCUCCAUGAUUAAGGCCGUUAUAGUAUCAACGGCAUCAUCUAAAUCAUUUGGAGUGUCAAUGGAUGGUGAGUAUCAAGGAAAUUUGGCCGCAACCAAUUCAGUAAAGAUAUCCCAGUUGGUAGACCGGGGGUUCCUGAAACGCAAAGUUUGCGAAGUAACAUUCAUUUGUUUAGAAAAGAUGUAGCGAUGGUCAGAUAAAGAUAAAGAUUCUUCAUCCGACACAUGCCAAUUGGUCAUCUCGUGACUGAUUCUACUAGAAUAAAAUGUCUAACACUCCCUCUCUAGCAGAUAUCAUGGACGUUGUGCGGUUGCCUAUGUUAUUUCUAAGUAAGAUCUGUACUACUUAAGUAUAUUCCAUCAAACUAGAGCCUCUCAAAUUAAUGUCUGAGCUGCCUCAGAUGAUAUGGAGAGCAUUAUCAUCACUGCCAACACUUAUCGGAAGGCUUUUUGAAGUGCAGUAUGCGAUGACUUGCUUGAAAGCAUCGGUUUGGCAUGGUUCAUCAUGCGGUAAAUACACCGAACAAUAGACGUAUUUCCAUGCGUAUCUCCUGUUAAGGUGUCCUACAAAUAUCUCAAUUGUGACAACACAUACAUCUCUGGUGGUUGACGCAGAGAAGAGUGUUGCAACAAUUGUGUUAUUGACAAGCGCACAGGUUCGAGGCAUGACACGCGAGUUUGCCAUUUCAUUUUCAUUGAAAGUAGCACACACCGGUUACACAAGGUUUUCUAGAUAAAAAUUUUCCUUACGAAAGUAAGGUUCUUGGACUAAAGCUACUUGGGCUGUACUUUUUUGCAUAAGUCUGCAAAGAUCCGUACGAUUGGAAAGCGCCAAAGGCGAAAAUUUGAAUUAAUCAAUGUCAUCUUUAUAAUCCCGCCCUUAUUUAGCCUCUACUUUGAGACUGAAGAAAGGCAGCUGAUUGUCUCGGAGAAAUACAAGGUCUACAGUAUUAUUGCUCCGGUUAGCGCAGUAAGGGCAAAAUACUGUGGAGGCUGCCCAAGUACUCCACAGGCUUCGAUUGCGGUUAUGUUUUUAUGUUUUUGUUAGACACCCCCCCCCCCCCCCCUAACGAUUCAUUCCUAAGCACGGUAAGCAUUAAGGGGCAUAACACCAUGAAUUAGGGGUCACCUGAUUAAUGGAUUCCUGCCACCGGAACAGGCUGUCCGUAGUGCUAUUCUAAGCCAGUUGAACUAACAGCUACCGCCACUACACUGCUAUCUAAGCUGAUCGGGAAAAGAAGUAAAAUUUUGAUAUUUUACUUUAUACGGACCCGAAAAGCUUAAAGUGAACAGAAGGAAGCAGACGCUUCUGUUGAUACUUCUUAAGGUAGAUCUCUUCGUUAACAGCCCAGGGAGCUGCCGGAGUCGGGAGUUCGCCUUGUCGAGCAGGUUCAACCUACUUCAUUGAACAGGACUAUUAUUGCCAGCUCCGUUCAGAUUUUCAUCUGCCGUUCUGGCGUCUUCCUUCUCUGAAGCGAGACAUCAUUACCAGCCCCGGUCGGAAUUUUAUCCGCCGCCUUAGAGCCUCUCUUCUCUGAGGCGAGACAUUCAUGCCAGCCCUGGCCGGAAUUGCAUCCGAGGCUCUGGCAUUUCCCUCUUUCGAGUCGAGAUUCUACGAUUUCCCUCUGGUUCGAUCCGAUCAGAUGCUAUCCGUCGAAAAACAGACUAUUUAUAAUUACCUUAAGCUGGCUGUUCCAGCCUCAUUCAGCGGAAAACAUCUUGUUCUAGUUGUCCUCCUCAUUUGUAACAGCCAACAACGCCACGGAAUUCCCUGCUCUUCGUACGAUGCACGUCGGGAUGUCCACUGAACAUUUAUCUUCUCAAUGUCCUCUUCAAAGGCUCGAAUCCUCAUAUUUCUACUUGUCCAGGUUUGUUCUGCAAAAUGGGUUCUUCUCGUCGCCAAUGCACUAGCACUAGCACUAGCCGACUUGACAGAUCGAAUGAUAAUAAUCACCUUCACCAACGGCAUGGCCUACUCGGUGAUACACCAAACUAUGUAUAUCCAAGGAAGUCAAGAGAUGGGCUACCUAAUUUUGUUUUUGUACGCUUUUACUUUUGAAUUUUGACUAGGUUCUUCAACAGAUCACAUCUGCACUGCAACCGCUCCAGCAAAUUCACCUUCUGAUGUAAACUCAACGUACCUAAAUGCAAUAGAGGUUAAUUUAUAAGUUAGGAAUUGUUGUGAAUGGAAAUCCUUUUAUGUUUUUGCAUUAUUGCUAUUGCUAUUCUGAGGUAUAUGUACAGAGCUCCCUGUGCGAUGGUGUAAAAUGGCUAAGCAUCGUAAAACCCAACCGGCAAGGCAAACGUUAAAAGAAAGAAACAACUAUAAUGGAAACAUUAUAACAAACUAUAUAUUAUUACUAUUAUUAUUAUAUUGCAGACGCAUUAAUUUAUAGAAAAAAAAAAACAAAACAAAACUUUAAGAAAAAAAAAACUAAGAAGCAUAAGAUAUAUUACAAUCUGGUACCUGAAACGAACAGUAGAGAGUAAGUUGACCUAUUAAAAUUACACACAAAAGUACUAACAGAACAGAUUAAUUUGUGCGUAAAGGUGUAGCAACAAACUAUGCAACACAAACAGUACACCCGCAAUUACUAGGGUGACACAUUAAGAAAAAAAAAAAUGUUCGGACAAAUGUUUGCUGUUUCAGUGAUUGUGACCGAUUUUUUUGUUUUUAUUAUUUGGAAUAAGUGAAGGAAAACUGUGCUAAACCUCAUUUUUCUGUAAGCCUCUUUUAUGGUUGAACAAAUGGCAACAAUCGAAUUAUAUUAGCGAUCGAACAUUGAAAUUCCAAGCGAUACGUAUUUUGUAAAAAAAAAAGAAAAAAAAGCAAACAGAUGAUAUUGAAGGAAAUCAGCUAUAAAUCGAAUCUGUUUUAAGUACACAUAUAUAGCUUAAGUCUCAUUACAUUUGAUGAUAGUGUGCGAAUAGUAGAGAAACGGAAUUUAAUUUCGAAAGGCUAUCCUACAAACACUUAACAAAAAAAAAAGAAAUGGAAAAGGGAGAUUUUGAUUGACAUCGUUAAGCUAAACACUGUUUGAGUUGAAGAACAAAAUUUAAGAAAAUAAGGGAAAUACAGUUGUGAAAAAAACAGUCAAUGAUACACAAAACAAGCGAUAAGUAUGUGUGCAUCGUUAUCGUGAUGUUGCGAAAAAAUAUAACUAAAAAUACUUUGAUGAAAAACUGAAAAAAAACAACUAUACGACUUCGACAAAAUGGAUUGAAUUAUUUAAUCUAAUCCCAGCGAUUUAGAGAAUCGACAGAGAUGCGAAACCAUAGGAAAUUUCACAAAUGAAACAAACAUACACAAAACAUAACUGGCAACUCGGAAGACAUGUGAUUUGGCAACCGUGCGAUACGAAUAAACAAAAGUAAUAAAGCGAAGACAGGGCUAGGAUUGAACUACAGAAAGAAUCUAACGGCAAAGAAACGUAUGUAACGUGCCUUGCUUGUACAAAUUGACAGAAAAAAAAACUUUAAAUGCUAAAAAGAUGCUCUAAUUGAAUCAGUCAGAGACACAGAAACACAAGAACACACGAAGCGCCAUUUCAGUCAGUACUUGUGUGACGCCACUAGGAUGGCAAUGUUUGUUAGUUAUUUGCUUUACCCCCUUGUCAAUCGGUUACUUCACACCUUCUUUGUUGUUUAAUUUCAAUAUCCGGUGUUGGCUUCGGAUAAAAUGUAGAGAAUAAGAGUGCCAUUCUUCGAACCUAUUGCUGGAAAUGACAACAGUUUGAUUGUUAUCACUAACCGGUUAUCACACACACACUCACAAAACACGUGCAAUAUACAGUUAAUUCAUAGUUAAGUUACGCUUAUACAUAUUACACACACAAAGAUAAUCACAAAACUUUUAAUAGAUUUAAACGGUUCAAUUUUAAUGCAAGGUAGGCAAAAUUCAAUACCAUAUUACAUAAUGCAGAAACUGUGUUAUAACUUCUCGAAACCUACUCAUUUAUUGAAUUGAUCUUACUCAGAAAUCCGAAAUUCUAUUGUUUUUCUUCACAGUUUCAGUUAAAAGAAGGACAACUUGUAGUCAAUGAGUAGUUUGAUUUUUAAAAGAAACUGAGUAGAGUUAUAGAUUGCUGAAUAAGAUCAACUCGGUGCCUGACUUUUAGGAUGUGGAGUUCUCAUCCGAAUAGUAUUUUUGGAAAAAAAUCUAACUAGACUAAAUUGCGAUUACUACAAAAAUUCCUUGAGAAAUUUCAAGAAGUAUCCUUUGAGGAAUUCUUCAGAGUAUAUUUAUAGGAAUUUUUGAGGACUAUUUUUUGGAAAUUUCCAUUAAGAAUCCAAAAAAAUAUUUUUUCGAGAAUUCUCAAGGAAAAGCCCGAUGGGAGCUUUCCUAUCUGGAAGUAUUUCUCUCUUAAGAAAUUCAUGGAAGAUUUUUUCUACUUUUUUGUGGAAUUACUUAACCAAUUAAUGUACUCAACCCUUGAAAAAUCUUAAAGGAAUUGCUUAAAUUGCUUUUGGGGGAGUUGAGAAAUCCCUUCGAUGAUUUAUUGGAAUUUUUGGAAUCCCCGAAGAGUUCAAGAGAAAUUCCUCAGGGGGAAAUCCUAAAAAAAUUUCUUCAAUAAAUAAUAUCGAAUUGCAAGAGAAACUUCUUAAGGUUUAAAAAAAAUCCAUACAAAAGUUAUCCGAGAAUCCUUUUGAAAGGUGUCGGAGUGAAUCUCAAGAGAACAUCUUGAAUGAAAUACUAAAUAUCAUAACAAUAUCUCAAAACCUCAUACCCAUACAAACAUCAACUGUUUGUCAUUUCCUGGAUCAUAUUCAUCUCUGACAAAACCAUCAGGACUAGGAAUUAAAAAAAACUGAAGCUUGAUUUUUUUUAUAUAACUGUUCAGAUACAAUGGCAAAAAUGUGAUUAAUUCUGUCUAAAAUCGCUUCUCUUAUAUCUAUCGCUAAAAUGUGCAAAAUAAAAAUGGAAUUACACAUGUGUUACGCACUGUUACAUUGAAAAGAAAAGAAAAAAACUAAUCGAAAGAACAGAAACGCAACUCUCGAAUCGAACACUACAUACUUUUAAGAGAAGAAAUAUCGAAUAGUUUUGUCAACAUGAAUGUAGAUAACAAUUUUACGCCUAUUUUUACACAAACUUCUAAUUCUAAAUUUAUGCUAUAGAAGAUGACGAACACAGUUACCAUUAUACAAUGCACUUCCUCCUUCGACCGUUUUGUUCUAUUUAUUCUCAUAUGUUCUCGUAGGUUCAUAGUCUUACCGUAGUCGCCGCAGUCAUAGUUUUAAAUGUUCCGUUCAACUGAAGAUACCACAUUAGGAAGUCUGAUAACACUUUCGGCCGAAAGCGUUCCCAGUCUUCCCAAUAUGCCAUCUUUCAGCAUACUCUGUAUCAAACUCACCAACACAUAUCAAUGCACCGUAAUAAAUAACAAACACACACAGUCACCUGAUACUCAUAGCAAUAACUACGCAGCUCUACGUUUCUUUAUUCAAAGUUUCCAAAACCAUUACAGCACAAUAGAACCCUUUCACACACGCAUCCAUUCAUAUGUUACGUAAAGAAACGUUCCAGCACAACCAAAAUGAGUUUUAAUAGACACAUGUACCAAUUACUCGCCACACUCGAAUACAUCUAUAGCCAAAGCAUUUCUCAGUUAUUGUUUUUAGAUGUAUAAUGAACAAAACAGCCACACCCACACACAGCCAAUAUAAGCGUAUGCGCGUUCACUCUAAAUAGGAAACAGGAUAGAAACAUGCAUAUACUCACUCACACACACACAUUCAAGCCCGAAAGGAAAACCAUUUCUGUGAACCGAUUACAUUUUAUACAUUCCAUAAAUUCCGUGGUAUCCCAGCAGAACCAUGGUGGCGAUAGGUCCGAUUUCUUUUAAAGUUGUUACUAGGAUUAUUUCUACACAUUAAAAUUUCUACAACCCGAAAACGGAUAGUAUUUAUUGAAAAUGAUCAAUACCUGUUUCAGUUGCGAGCGCAAGGCUCGCCCAAAUAUAUACUAUUUUGUGUACAGUGAUUUAUAUAGGAUCGAUUAUUUAACAAACACAGCAAGAAACUAUUUUAUUUAUUUUUCACACAUACAUACACUCGUAUUCACACACAUAGAGAAAACCCCCCAAACGCCCAAUCCCGAUAUGAAGAGAUCACGACAAGAAACAAUAUGAUUUUGUUUCACACAUAUACUUAAAACCCCAUCGCAUAAUAUAGAGAGAAAAAACUUAUUCGUUCGCUAGGAAUGACAAAACUGUGUACAGACAAAAAAAAACACAAAUAAAAAAUCAAUCCUCAUAAACACACAGCAAGAACCAGGAAAGCGCCAUCAUAAGAAAGAAUGAAAUUCACACACACGUCGCCUACUGUGCUUUCCCCCCUUUUCCAUACUUAAUUCGGCGUGUACGGCGGGCGAUAAUCAGGAGUGCUAUCAAAGGCUUUCAUUUUGUUGGUUCUCAUUUGUUUGAUUUUUGUUUUAUCUAUGUUUUCUUUGAUAAUAAUGAAAAAAAAGAAGAAGUAAAACAAGCAGCAGUGCGAACGAAUGAAACAUUUUUGGAUGAAUUGUUAUCUACCUCAUAACGACAAGAUAAUUUUAUACAUGUUUGUUUUUAAUUCUAGUAAAAGAAUACAAUGAACGAAAAGUAAUUUUUAUUGAUUAAUUUUAGUUAUUCGUGUAUAAAAUAUACAGUAUACAAUAAAUACAAGAGAAGAAAACCUUUUCUAAUUGAA